Molecule: messenger RNA, 567 nt
Organism: Suillus subalutaceus
Lineage: Eukaryota; Fungi; Basidiomycota; Agaricomycetes; Boletales; Suillaceae
Exons: 4
Coding region: 1-567 (188 amino acids)
Biological process (GO): inositol phosphoceramide metabolic process; sphingolipid biosynthetic process
Cellular component (GO): inositol phosphoceramide synthase complex
Molecular function (GO): inositol phosphoceramide synthase activity
Source: RefSeq, a predicted model, not a curated record
AUGUUCUACUCCAAUCAGUUUCUACCCGCAGACCAUCGACCGGCCGUGCAUGUAGUCUUUUUGCCCAUGCUCGAAUCGCCACAUCCUCACGCGCUUCACACACCCCUUCUUGACAUCAUCGCAUGGCUUCCCUACGGAGUCGUCUGUUAUACCUUCCCCCUCGUUCUAGCCGCACUCCUUUGGCUUUUCCGCCCACCAGCUCUACGUAUACUCGCAAAGGCAUUCGGACACCAGAAUUGCAUCGGCAUAUUCAUAUUCACACAGAUUAUUCUCCCCUACGCAGCACCCUGGUAUGAAAUCAUAUAUGUUCCCACACCCACAGUAUAUGACAUGCCAGGGUCUGCAGGCGGCUUAGCAAGGAUCGACGAGUCAUUCGGCGGUGAAGGCUACAGACGGACUUUUUCAAGUUCACCGCUCGUCUUUGGUAUCAUGGGCACACUUUUCAUCAGCGCAUUGUGGCCAGAUGGCGCGAAAUGGGCCUGGGGAUGCGCAGGGGUGCUCUACUGGAGCAUGAUGUAUCUGAGUCAUCAUUACCUCCUGGAGGAGGGGGUCUGUAAGACCAUAUAA